UGUUUGUCGCCAACAGACGCUUCCGUUCCUGAUUGCCUCCAGUCCAAAGAACAAGUUCACCUGAUCGACGCCGGGCUGCUGAUCAACAUGGCCUACCCGUCCUUUCUCGGAGACAAGAGGGACAUCGACCUCAUGAUUGCUCCAGAGUCCAGCGCUGGAAACAUGUUUGAGACUCUGACUCUUGCCAGAGACUACGCAGCUGAGGUGAACAAGCCCUUUCCACAGAUCGGUGAUGAGAUCCUGGAGGACAGGGACUGGCCAAAGGACUGCUAUGUGUUCCAGGGAAAAGGAAAGGAGCCGACCAUCGUCUACAUGCCGCUUUUCAACAGACAGAACUGCAGAGAUGCAGAAGAAUACCAAGCCAGGAUGAAGGAGUUCUCCACUUUCCAGCGCCCCUUCAGCCAGGAGAAGGUUGACUUUUUGUUGAACACGGUCAAAACCAAUGUGAAGAACAACAGGGAGGUUCUGCUGAGAGAGAUCCGCAGAGCGGCCCUUCGCCGGGCGGAGGCAUAGAAAGUCUUUCCUCUGAGAGAGAUUUCAUUAUGUCUGAGACUGGAAACACUCCAGAUUAAACAACUGAGCUAAUUAACAUGAUGCUAUAGAAUAAAAAUCCUUUAAAUAACAAAGCUUCCCUGUAAAGAAACUAGUUAUUUUAGCGUGUAACUGAAUUCCUUUUCUAUUAAUAAUCAAACGAUAAUCUCUGAAAAUGGUUCAUUUAUUCAGUUCAUUCUAUCUAGCCCUGCUGUAGUUACUCUGCUCCCCCCCCAGGGGGCACACCUCACACUUUGAGCUGUGUCUGGUUUCUCUUAGUUUUUAGGUUGUUGGUGUUUUAUGAUCUAAAAUGAAUCAUUCAAAUCUGAGUUUCUUUAUUUCAUCGUUAUGUAUUCAGUUCAGUUUGUAAUACUCUGAGAUUCUUACACAUACGCUUCUGUGAAAUACACUAUAUUCCAUCAUUUUAAUAA
Messenger RNA from Cyprinodon tularosa, 962 nucleotides. Its product is annotated as cytosolic phospholipase A2 beta-like. NCBI's taxonomy places the organism in Eukaryota, Metazoa, Chordata, Actinopteri, Cyprinodontiformes, Cyprinodontidae. Gene Ontology annotation, biological process: glycerophospholipid catabolic process. The record is from RefSeq and is a predicted model, not a curated record. Gene Ontology annotation, molecular function: calcium ion binding; calcium-dependent phospholipid binding. Gene Ontology annotation, cellular component: nucleoplasm; cytosol; nuclear envelope. Bases 88 to 513 code for a protein of 141 amino acids. The transcript has 3 exons.